This is a messenger RNA of Camelina sativa (false flax), 828 nucleotides long. Lineage: Eukaryota; Viridiplantae; Streptophyta; Magnoliopsida; Brassicales; Brassicaceae. The record is from RefSeq and is a predicted model, not a curated record.
AUGCACAGGGAUAUGAACGGUGUCGCAAAUAACGAUCCCGUUCAGCAGCCAAUGUCCUUUAACGUUGUUGGGCUACCUACAGCGGCAACAAUGGAGGCUGAGCUCGCAAUAGCAAAAACGUCAGUGUGGUGGGACUUUGAAAACUGCAUGGUACCUAAAGGUUGUGAUGGCAGUGCCAUUGCUCAUAACAUUAAGUCAGCUUUGUUGGAAAGGAACUACUGUGGUCCGAUCACCAUUUAUGCCUAUGGUGAUACCAAUAAAAUGUCUUCCUCUGUACAACAGUCUCUCUCCGCCACCGCCUUGUCCCUCAUUCACGUUCCUCCGGGGGUUAAAGAUGGGAGCGACAAAAAGAUCCUUGUAGACAUGUUAUUGUGGGCAAUGGAAAACAAAGCUCCUGCUAAAAUAAUGCUCAUAUCUGGUGAUAGAGACUUUGCUUAUGCUCUUCACCAGCUAGGGAUGAAAAAAUACAACAUUCUUCUGGCGCAACCUGAGAAAGCAUCUCCCUUUCUAAUUGCAGCUGCAAAGACGGUUUGGUUUUGGAGAAGCAUAGUUGCAGCUGGUUCUGUCUCUGCCUCUAAAGUUCUUAAACAAGCUAAGCACAGCGAAAAGAGCGAGAAGUCCUGCGAAAAAUGCAGUGUUACUUUUACAUGCGAAAAAUGCAGCUUGGCUGAUUUCAAUUCCCACCUCUCUAGUAAUGAGCACAAGAAAAAGCUCGUGCAAGUAGCCGGUGAACGCUCUCAUGUCACUGGUUUAACCGAAGCAAAGCAUGUAUGGUGCAGAGUUUGCCAGACGAGUUACAACAGUGAAGGUAUGAAAAUCACAUCUUAG